AUGCUCUUCGAUCCAUCCCUAGACUCGCUAUCGCAGCCAGAUAUACAUCCGGUACAUGGUGCACAACAAGACCGGGGUUUCGCGGUUGGCAGCCAGCCCAUUCUUCAUACCUCAUAUGAGUUCUUCUUAUUGAUUGCCGAUGCUACGAAGCUCGCUCGCCUCGCUCGACCACUCGCAGACCUCGAAAUCGACAACUGGAAGCUCCUGGAAAAUCAAAUCAUGCAAUGGACUGAAGUGAUGAGAAACAAUGACGAUAUAACUGCUGACUUAUAUAUUCUUGUCCUUUGGGUCUUGCUUUUCAAGUCACAUCCAUACUUACCACCAGAUGAGAUUGAUUGGGAAAUCGGUGACUUUGUUACCAGAAGUAUCGCAUUACUACCUCUAGUCGACCGAAACCGUUAUUUUACGAGCUCUCUGGUUUGGCCGCUCGCUAUCCUGGGCUCGGUUGCUAUUCUCCCGUGUGAGAGACUAGCUGUGCAAAAUUUUAUGUCCCUUCUUAUUGCAACGUCAUUGGGUGGGCAAGCAGUAUGGAUUCUUAGAAGGUUAGAAGACAUCUGGUCUACUCAUUCCAAGUUGGAUUCUAUUCCCUCUUUUCAGUGGAGAACGCUGGGCCUCCAGGCCCUUCUUGAUGGUAACAAGGAGAUGGCCGGGCAUGACUAG
Molecule: messenger RNA, 660 nt
Organism: Penicillium longicatenatum
Lineage: Eukaryota; Fungi; Ascomycota; Eurotiomycetes; Eurotiales; Aspergillaceae
Exons: 2
Coding region: 1-660 (219 amino acids)
Source: RefSeq, a predicted model, not a curated record